GGGACCGUUGAGCUGUGCAGGCGGUGAAAAACAGCAUUGCCCUAUUUUUUUUCAAAUAACAAGCAACUGGGAGAUGACCAAUCAUAUUGAGUGGUUCCCAUGAUUAAUCUGACACUCUGCUACCCAACACUGGAGACUUUCUUCAGCAAAGAUGGCUGACAAAUAUACUAGGAUUGAAGGAAAUGGACUCCUGAGAAAACCAUCAAACCAGGCAGUCGUCUUGUGAAACAGUGGAUGUAAAGAAUCUAUUCAGAUAAAGCAUUUACUGCAAAAUUGAAUGUACAAUUUUGUAAGCCUGCCUUGCUGAUAUUUGCUGAAGUAACGUAGCUAGCUAACUCUUGCUUAUUGUGUAGUGCAGGAUAAAAGGCCUGUCAAAGCACUCCAUGAUGACAGAAGUGAGUGUUACUAGUAAUUUAGUUCAGUUAUCUUUGCUUUCUUGGGUACAGGAACAAUGGUGGACAUAUUGAAGCUAAUGUGGACAGCAGACUGGGAUAGGGAGAGAAUAUGUCCAUAAAUUGUCCAGCCAGCUGGCCUGCGCAUGCUCUGAGGACCCAACUUUGGCUCCGGAGGAGAGCCUGCAGUCCUUGUUGACCCUGUCACAUACAUCUCGUGUCUGAGCCGUUGAAUUGCGACUCCACUUUGUCUUUAUACUGACCUUUUACCUGUUUAGCUACACUGUUUGUAUUCGGCCAUAUUCCCAGUCACCUGCCAUGGUUAAAUGCGAUGGUUCUCGCUUACAGUUUUGCACAAAUUCUGCCAUCUAUCCACGGUUUCUGGUUAGAGUAGGUUUUAAUAGUCACAGUGGGUACAACAUCUCAUUUACACUUCCUGAUAAACUCAGUCACCGUAUCUGUGUAUUCCUCAAUGUUAUUCUUAGAGGCUACCCGGAACAUAUCCCAGUCUGCAUGAUCAAAACAAUCUAAGAAGACAGUUACAUUUACCACAAAAUACUCAAAUUAAUCAUACUCUAAAACAGGGAGCAGAAAGGAGAGCUAGGUUCUUCUUCCAUUGACUUAAGCAGAACUCCCUCUCUCAUGAUCAAUUUGUCACCUAAGAGCUUCAUCCAUUAAAGUGGGAAAUUGGCAAAGCUUUCUUCCCACUGUAAACCCAUAUAGUAUGGAUUCUGAUGUUGACUCUGACAGGGUGUGAUUCCCAGGCUGAUGGCUGACGGUUUCAGGGAUGAUCGGUGUGCUGGCUGGACCUCGGCUCUGUGAGGUGGUGUGAUUGUUGUGUAGCAAUUAUUCCUUCGCCAUUUACCAGAUGGAGCAAUAUCUAUGUAUUCUUGCGCCUAACUGUUGUUACAUUAAUUAAGGAUCUACAGGAUCGGUGUCCCUAUACCGGGAAGGUUGUUGCUAAUGUGACUAGAAUGACAUUGUAAGUAACAGCAAACUUUCCAGGACCUAGACAUGUCUUAUAUGGGCAGAAAGCUUACAUUCUUAUUAAUCUAUCGACACUGUGUCACACCCUGACCAUAGUUUGCUUUGUAUGUUCUAUGUUUUGUUUGGUCAGGGUGUGAUCUGAGUGGGCAUUCUAUGUUAGAUGUCUUGUUUGUCUGUUUCUGUGUUUGGGCCUGAUAUGGUUCUCAAUCAGAGACAGGUGUUAGUCAUUGUCUCUGAUUGGGAGCCAUAUUUAGGUAGCCUGUUUUGUGUUGGGUUUUGUGGAUGAUUGUUCCUGUCUUUGUGUUUGUUACACCAGAUAGGGCUGUUUUCAGUUUUUCAGGUUUCUUGUUUUUGUAUAUUGUUCUAUUUUCAUCUUUAUUAAAGAUGUAUCAAAAUAACCACGCUGCGUUUUGGUCCGCCUCACCUUCAACAGAAGAAAGCCGUGACAGAAUCACCCACCACAACAGGACCAAGCGGCAUGGUGACAGGCAGCGGAAGCAGGAGCAGUGCAAGGAGGAAUGGACAUGGGAUGAUGUAUUGGACGGCAAGGGUUGCUACACAUGGGAGGAGAUCCUGGUGGGAUAGGAUCGCCUUCCAUGGGAACAGGUGGAGGCUGCUAGGAGAGCAGAGGCAGCCGGAGAGAGGAGCCGGCGAUAUGAGGGAACACGGCUGGCAAGGAAGCCCGAGAGGCAGCCCCAAAAAUGUCUUGGGGGGGCGGCACACAGGAAGUAUGGCGAAGCCAGGUAGGAGACCUGCGCCAACUUCCUGUGCUUACCGGAGGGCGAGAGAGACCGGCACCGUGUUAUGCAGUGGAGCGCACGGUGUCCCCAGUGCGGGUGCAUAGCCCGGUGCGGUACAUACCAGCUCCGCGUAUCGGCCGGGUUAGAGUGAGCAUCGAGCCAAGUGCCAUGAAGCCGGCUCUACGAAUCUGGUCUCCAGUGCGUCUCCUUGGGCCGGCUUACAUGGCACCAGCCUUGCGCACGGUGUCCCUGCUUCGCCUGCAUAGCCCAGUGCGGGCUAUUCCACCUCGCCGCACUGGCAGGGUGACCGGGAGCAUUCAACCAGGUAAGGUUGGGCAGGCUCGGUGCUCAAGAGCUCCAGUGCGCCUGCACGGUCCUGUCUAUUCGGUACCACCUCCACGCAUCAGCCCUCCGGUGGCAGCUCCCCGCACUCGCCCUGAGGUGCGUGUCCUCGGCCCAUUACCACCAGUGCCGGCACCACGCACCAGGCCUACAGUGCGCCUCGCCUGUCCAGCGCUGCCGGAGUCUCCCGCCUGUCCAGCGUUACCGGAGCCUUCCUCCUCUCCAGCACCGCCUGAGCUACCCGUCUGCCCAGCGCCAUCAGAGUCUCCCAUCAGUCCUGAGCCACCAGUGCCGCCAGUCUGCAAGGAGCCGCCAGUGCCGCCAGUCUGCAAGGAUCCGCCAGUGCCACCAGUCCGCAAGGAUCUGCCAGUGCCGCCAGUUUGCAAGGAUCCGCCAGUCUGCAAGGAUCCGCCAGUGCCGCCAGUCUGCAAGGAGCCGCCAGUCUGCCAGGAUCCGCCAGUGCCGCCAGUCAGCCAAGAUCUUCCAGUGCCGCCAGUCAGCCAGGUUCUGCCAGAGCCGCCAGUCAGCCAGGAUCUGUCCCGAGCUGCCCCUCUGUCCCGAGCUGCCCCUCUGUCCCGAGCUGCCCCUCGUCCAGUGGGUUGAUUUAGAAGGGUCGCCGUGGUUAGGAGGCCACGGAAGCGGACAAUGGGGCGGGCUAAGACUAUGGUGAAGUGGGGGCCACGUCCAGCACCAGAGCCGCCACCGCGGACAGAUGCCCACCCAGACCCUCCCCAAUAGGUUCAGGUUUUGCGGCCGGAGUCCGCACCUUGGGGGGGGGGGGGCUGUUUUAGUUUUUUCACGAUUCUUGUUUUUGUAUAUUGUUCUAUUUUCAUCUUUAUUAAAGAUGUAUCA
Messenger RNA from Oncorhynchus keta (chum salmon), 3313 nucleotides. RefSeq lists its product as uncharacterized. The record is from RefSeq and is a predicted model, not a curated record. The transcript is spliced from 2 exons. NCBI's taxonomy places the organism in Eukaryota, Metazoa, Chordata, Actinopteri, Salmoniformes, Salmonidae. The coding region runs from base 2081 to 3064 and encodes 327 amino acids.